Molecule: messenger RNA, 714 nt
Organism: Eupeodes corollae
Lineage: Eukaryota; Metazoa; Arthropoda; Insecta; Diptera; Syrphidae
Exons: 3
Coding region: 1-714 (237 amino acids)
Source: RefSeq, a predicted model, not a curated record
AUGACGAAGCCGGCCGGUGCGGGGCAGCAGCAGGCAAUAGCGAACAGCAGCAGCAGCAGCAGUAGAAUACAGCAACGUCACGUCGUCGUCGUCGUCACAGCAAAGGGAACUAGCAACCAGCAGCAGGAAAUGCCAAAAGCCGAAAGCCGAACCCAAGUCGAUUGCCCAGCUAUACGAAAAACCCAAAAGCAAAAGCAACCACCACCAACGGUGAUGCGGUGUUCGAGAGUUCGAGUGUCAGCUGGCUCUGGCUGUAGCUGUGGCUGUGGCUGGCGAAGGCAAAGGCAAUGGCAAUGGCAAGGAAUUCAAUGGAUGGUGGUCUUAGGUCCCACUCCCGGCGGCGUCCUCCGGAGAGUCCACGCUCAACUGAACGUUUCAGCGUUGGCAGGCAAGCUAUGCAGCGCCAACAGCCCAGCUAGAGCACAGUCAUCAUCGUCAUCGUCAUCAUCCAGUUCCAUAGAAGUAUCUACAGAAAAAACUCAACAAAAUAAAAAAACACCACAACCCAAACCAAAUCAGCAGCAGCAGCAGCAGAGCGUGCGACAUACAUACGUUCGUGGACACCUCAGCUCGGAGCUCGCAGCUGCUGCUGUACUGUGCUGUGCUGUGCUCUGCUGGGCUGCUGGUGCUGCUAGUUGCUGUUUCUGGUGGUUGCUGGGGCUGGCUGGAUGGCUGGCUGGUGCUGGUGGCUGGCUGGCCUGGCAAGGCAUAUAG